Saccharomycodes ludwigii is the source of this 2673-nucleotide messenger RNA. RefSeq lists its product as uncharacterized. The transcript has a single exon. Lineage: Eukaryota; Fungi; Ascomycota; Saccharomycetes; Saccharomycodales; Saccharomycodaceae. The coding region runs from base 1 to 2673 and encodes 890 amino acids. The record is from RefSeq and is a predicted model, not a curated record.
AUGAGCGAAGUUGAAAACGACAAGACCCAGCCAGAUAAUAGCGUUGAUGUAAUAAUACCACCAAAAAUUAUUAUAAACAAUAAGGAAGAGGAACAAGGAAAUGAUAUUAAACCGAUUGUAGCCCAAAAAAAGGAUGAAGUAGACACAGAAAAAGUGGAAUCAAUAUCAACUGAAAAGAACGCUGCUUUAAACGAAACGGCAGAGAAUUCUAAGGAACAAACUCAGAUUGAAGAAAAUAAAAACAAACUUGAUUCAAUCAAUGAUACAGAAAAAGAAAAGAAAUUGCAUGGAAUGACAGAACUGUUGAAGACAAAUAAUGAAGAAGUUGCCAAAAAAACAGAAGAGGUAUUGGGUGAAAGGGAUGAAAAACCAAAUGAAUCUAUUGAACAAUUAAAAACGAAAAAAUUGGACCAAACCGUGGAACAAGGAAAAGAGUCCCCAUUAUUGCCACCUAGACCGCAAAGGGAAUGUAUACACCAGGCAAAAGAGGGACAAGAAGAGCCUUCUAGUCCCCCCUUACCACCAAGGCACCCGGGAUCAAUCCAAAGACAACCUUCGAUAUCUUCAAGCGUAUCAAAUGGGUCAGGUAGAAGUCACAAAUCUCAUUUUAGGAACAGAUCAGUUAUUCAGAUACAUACAGGGCCAGCACCGUUAUCUGAAGAAGUGAAACCACCCAGGUUUUUAAAGAGUUUAAAAAUCGUCAGUGCGAAGCCGCCCACAACUUCUUCUGGGAGUUCACAUAGUAAUACUUCUUAUAACAGUAGUGGAACUGGAUCUGCUAAUAGAAAUAUUUCCAGUACAUCUGAUUAUGAUAUGAUUAUUAGUAGAAUGGCAGAAAAUAACAAAGACUUAAUGUCCCAGAGUGAAAAUACAAAGGAGAGCUUGUUAGAAAGUGCCACCAUUUUGAAAACAAACUAUAAAGACAUUUUGGAAAGCCUGUCAUCCAGUACUCGAGGUGGUUCCAUUGGUGGAGGUAAACCUAAACAUAAACAUACUGCUUCUUUUUCUAGCACUAGUAGUCCGUCGAAAAAUAACAACAAUAAGAAUAUGAGCAAAGACGAUCUGUCAUCCAUGGUUUCUACCGAAUUAGAACAAAGGGAAAUGACAGAAGACUGGCCCUUUUGGACACGAGUGGUGGAUAACUAUAAGCAAGUUGCAGUUAGCGAACCUGAAAAAUUGGAAGAGGAAAUUUCGAACGGUAUUCCAACCCAAGUUCGUGGCAUUAUUUGGCAACUAAUGACUAAUUCUAAAUCAAAGGAGAAUGAGCUGUUAUAUAAGGAUUUUGUUGAGCAACAAUCUCCGCAUGAAACUUCGAUUAAAAGGGAUUUAAGUAGAACUACAUUUAUUCCCAAGGAUAAAUUGGAUUCUUUAUUUAACGUAAUAAAAGCUUAUUCUAAUUUUGAUAAGGAGGUUGGUUAUACACAGGGAAUGGCUUUUAUUGCCACACCAUUAUUACUAAACGUAGACGAAGAAAGUGGGGCAUUUGGAUUACUAAUUAAAUUGAUGAAGACUUAUAAUAUAAGAUCAAUGUUUUUGGCUGAUAUGCCAGGAUUGAUGUUAAAAUUAUAUCAAUAUGAUAGGAUAUUAGAAGAAACUUCACCACAGUUAUAUAAUCAUUUAAUAAGACAAGGUGUGCGUUCUGACAUGUAUGCUACCCAAUGGUUUUUGACAUUUUUUGGUUACAAAUUUCCAUUACAAUUUGUUUUGCGUAUCUUCGAUAUUGUUUUUGCUGAAGGUUUGGAAUCUUUACUGAAAUUUGCCAUUGCAUUGAUAAUAAAAAAUAAAAAUCAAAUAUUAAAUUUGAAUUUUGAUAAACUAUUGGAUUUUUUAAAAAAUGAUUUGUUUAAUGCAUAUAUUAUUCGGAAUACCUGUGUUGAUUUCGAUAAUAUGCCUGUAGAGGAAGAACCUAAUAAUACUGAAACAACAGAUACAACCAAAAAAAGAUUGUCUCAACUAUUUAAAAUUGAGAGUUUUUCUUCCAGUAAAGGAGGUGUGCAUUCAAACAAUAAUAAAAAUGAUGCUGCCACUACCCAACCAUUGUAUGAUGUAGACUCCUUUGUUAGCGAUGCCAUGAAAAUUAGAAUUAUGCCAAUUUCAUUAAAAAGAUAUGAGGCUGAAUACGCAGAAAUACAUAAAAUAGAAUUUGAAAAGGAGGCGCAAUAUGAGGAAAUGAGAAUUAAAAACAAACAAUUACAGCUUGAAUUGCGUAAAUUACAAGACGAUUAUACUACACUAAACAGAGAACAUAUCACUAUUGCUAACGAACUAAUUCAAAAUAGAUUAAAAAUUGAAACAUUGCUGGAUCACCAACACGGGUUAGAAGAUGAGGUGAGUCAAUUAAAGGAGGAAUUAAAAAGACAAACGGAAUUGAACACACCUAAUCCAGAUGCAAGCUUGCCUACUGACCUAAAGGAUGAUCUAGAAAGGGCAAUGCGAAAAAAUAUAGAUGUGAUGAAUAUUAAUCAAGAAUUAGAAAUGAAGGUUUUACAGUUGCAAAAAACUGUGGCAGCCUACAAACCCGUUAAUAAUGUGAAUAGUACCGAUAGGGUUUCUGAAGAUGACGAUAUAAACGAAAAAACUUUGGGUAGUCGGCCUAAAGAAGGGCAGUUUUUGGCCAAAGCUGAAAAAAGAUUAUCAGGUGGAGCAUGGAAAUUCAAAAAUGUAUGGAAAUAA